AAUAAUUUUCUGCAAAAUCCUUUGGGAAACCCUUGGCGCCAGUCAUCAUCAUACCCUGUAUUAGGGCACAGUUCUAACCUGGGGGCCAUAAACACAACGGAGGAGAGGAGACGCCUAAGUUAGGGCUACCAAAAGCGAAAUCUGAUCAUACCAGUUCGUUGUUUUACCUGCGGCAAGGACUUCUGAUUGCAUCCAUUGCAUGUUCCAACUCUCAAUCAAAAUGUGAUUUGCAUGAGCUGGAGGCCUGGAAGUUUAAAAGAGGAAGACAUGGAAGAUCGCCAUUCUGUCAGUAGUCCCAGAAGAAUCCUCAGUCUGUCAAAACAGAGAAGGGCAACAGUGUCCUUCCCAGAUCCAGAUGACAAGUCUUCUGGGUUCGGUGUGGCUGGAGAGCAUGGUCCCAAGCCUGCAGAAGUUUAUGGAUUUGUUGGGUCCAUUUCAACUGUUGUUGCUACAGUUAUUUUCCUGGUAUGGGCAUAUGUUCCUGAGCACUGGUUACAUUCUAUUGGGAUCUUUUACUAUCCUAACAGGCAAUGGGCUUUAGCUGUGCCGGCUUAUGCUAUGGUGACAGUAGUAUUAGCACUGGGAUUUUACAUUGGCCUCAACUUCAUGACGACCCCUUCUCCAACUUCCUUAAACACGAUGUUUGAUGAAUACAGUAGAGAACCUAUGAGCUUUGAGCCUUCAAUAGGAGAUGAGCAGCCCAUCGAACCCAUGGCUGAUAUUGGCAUCGAUCGAAUCAAUGAUCUAAUGUUCGGUGAUGUAAAAUGACAAAUCUAUCAUGUGGUAUGGCUGUGCUAUAACCCCAUUAUCUUCUAAGAAACAAAUAUAUGCUACUUUUGCUCUCUUAUAUCAACAACUUAUGGAACAUUAGUGGGAGCAUUCCCCAAGAGUGCUGGAGUUGGUCUAACCAUUGAGGUGGAGAUAUUAGCUUUGUUGGAAGGCCCAAAGCAGCUAAGGGUUUAUCAAACCUUCUGGUAAAGGGGGAUUUGCAAUUUGUCAUACCUUAGGAAAAAAAGAAGGAUAGAGUUUGGUAUUCUUUUUGCUGGAUUCCUUGGGCAGCUAACUGUGUGAUGGAUAUGUUAGCAAAAUAGGAAGCCAAUCAGUUGAUCUCUUUUGUAGGGGAUUUUCUACCCAAUAAAUUUUUUGUGUUCGUGUUUAUAACCAUUUUUAAUUGUGCAUUUCCAUCAAUAUUUAGAGUGAUAGUUCUUCUCA
Molecule: messenger RNA, 1212 nt
Organism: Vitis riparia (riverbank grape)
Lineage: Eukaryota; Viridiplantae; Streptophyta; Magnoliopsida; Vitales; Vitaceae
Product: phosphatidylinositol N-acetylglucosaminyltransferase subunit P-like
Exons: 5
Coding region: 232-768 (178 amino acids)
Source: RefSeq, a predicted model, not a curated record